Molecule: messenger RNA, 915 nt
Organism: Symsagittifera roscoffensis
Lineage: Eukaryota; Metazoa; Xenacoelomorpha; Acoela; Convolutidae
Product: tripartite motif-containing protein 2-like
Exons: 2
Coding region: 1-915 (304 amino acids)
Biological process (GO): protein ubiquitination
Cellular component (GO): cytoplasm
Molecular function (GO): ubiquitin protein ligase activity; zinc ion binding
Source: RefSeq, a predicted model, not a curated record
AUGGCAUCGAACUCCGAAAAAAUCGAGCGAAUUUCAGUUUCGAAUUUGAAAUGUGACAUCUGCUUAGAAAUCAAACUCAGUCCUGUCGCAUUACCAUGUGGCCAUUCUUUCUGUGGAAGGCCACGUGACUGCCUUGAAGGUCUGUUCAUAUCGGCCGGAUAUCCGCGCUGUGCCAUUUGUCGCAGGCUGUUCAAAGUUACACGAGAUCAGUUGAAACCCUUGUACGGAUUGAAAGAAUUCUUUGAUGAAGUGAACGAGGCAGCUUCUACAUCAGAGACAUCUCAUAAGAAAAGAGCGCAUUCAACUUCUUCAAACGCAAAAGAGUGCUGCCAAAAGCACUCCAACUAUCAGCUGGAAUUCUACUGCUAUGAAUGCAAAAUUGAAAUCUGCGGAAACUGUUGGGAUGAAGAUCACGGAAAUGUAGCCUCACAUCGUGUUCAACGAGUGGACCAUGCAAAAAAGAGCAUUUUGACUGAAAAUCUGCAAAACAUCAACUUCGGUCAGAGAGAGAAUGAAGCUCGUAAGAGAAUUGCGAAGGUACAGGGAACUAUUUUAUUACUGGAAGAUCUAAUGAGAAGCAUGACAAGAGAAUAUACCCAUUUGGUUCAAGAAAUGAUCACUUGUGAAGAUGUUUUGAAACUCAGUCAGUCAGAGUUCCAUGCCUUUUUGGAGUCUGAAAUUAGUCCCAGCAAUCAACUACAAAACCAGAUCAUAGAGAUGCAGCGCCCGGGAAGUUUAACUGGUUGGAAUAUUUCAGAAAACGACACAGCAAAAAGCUUCGAAAUUUAUCGGAGAAUGCAACAACUUACAAGCAAUUCAAAUAGUUCAGACGAUAGCGGGCCCAGCUCAAUGACUUGGUCGAGUUAUUUUGAAAAUAUGAUGGACAAAGUCAGAUCAAACAUACAUAAAAACUAA